CCGGGGCAUCCCGGCCGGCGGGCCGACUCCAUGGAGGCCGGGCUGCUGUGGUUCUGCAACUGGAGCACGCUGGGCGUGUGCGCCGCGCUCAAGCUGCCGCAGAUCCACGCGCAGCUGGCCGCGCGCAGCGCGCGGGGCAUCAGCCUCCCGAGUUUACUGCUCGAGAUGGCGGGGUUUCUGGUCUUCCUGCGCUACCAGUGUUACUACGGGAAUCCACUUCUCACCUACCUGGAGUACCCCAUUCUCAUUGCACAAGACAUCAUCCUGCUGCUCUGCGUCUUUCAUUUUAAUGGGAACGUGAAGCAGGCUGUGCCCUACAUUGCUGCAUUUGUGGCUUCUUGGUUCAUCCUCAGCCUGCAGAAGUGGAUCAUUGAUCUGGCCAUGAACUUAUGUACGUUCAUCAGUGCGGCCAGUAAGUUUGCCCAGCUUCAGUGCCUGUGGAAGGCUCAGGACUCCGAAGCUGUGAGUGCACUGACUUGGGGUCUCUCUGCUUACACCUGUGCAACAAGAAUAGUAACAACUUUAAUGACCACCAAUGACUUUACAAUUCUUCUACGUUUUGUGAUCAUGCUGGCUUUAAAUAUAUGGGUAACAGCUACAGUAUUUCGCUACCGGAAGCCUAUUAUGAAAGCUGAAUGAUGGAUACGUCUUUUCCACACACAGUGGGUUGCAAAUGACAGUUUACCCAGUCAUUUCAGGAACUCUGGAGUCAGAAGUUUUUGGCCUUAAAGAAUCACUUAGCUUGGCAUGGUGGUGCACACCUGUAAUCCUAGUAGUCAGGACACAGACAGCCUAGGCUACACAGCACACCCUAAGAAGGAAGAGGCAGGUGGGUGAAGAGCUUGUUUAAAAAUGCCAAUUCCCCUUUCCCACUCUCCACUGAGAUCAUGGUAAGGGCUUACUUUUUUUUUUUUUGAGACAGGAUCACACUAUGUAGCCUACAGUGGCCUCCUGAGAUUUGGGAGAGUGAGGAAAAUAGAUGUGGACCUAACAUCUAACUUGACACCUGCACUUUUGACAUUUGUAGUGGUGUAACUUGCCCAGUCAUUUUGGCCUUUAGUCAUGACUGAGUGCUCUCUGAAAAGCCAACUACAUCAACAUUUUAUCUUUUAGAAUCUUUCCAUAGGCAAGAGGAACAGAGUGGGGUUUUGCUCAGUCAGAACUGGAAGUGUAGUGAGUCAGUACAGUCCACUCUAGAACUGUUUUAACUCUUAACCUAUAUGCCAUAAUGCAGUGUAACAUCAGCUGAAGUUCAGCAAGGGCGUCAAAGCAAGCAGAUAUAAAUGGGCUGUUUGUGUAUUAAUGUAGUCCUUCAACCUCGCACUGUGCCUCUAAGUACUUUCUCAACAGACUGUAGCCCUGUUUAGGAUACUAACAAGUUUUCCAAUUCAAGCAAAAUGUCACCUUUUGUUAAAAAACAGGCUAUGCUCAUACAUUCACCAUUAAUGGAACUUAGUACUGGCACUAGCCACAGCAGACUAUUUAGUAGCAUACUAUCUAACUAUUACGUAUUUUAUUCUCAUAGUAGCAUUUCUUAUCCUAUUAUUGUACACUGUAUUCCCCCCUUAAAAAUUUUAUAAACCCUAAUAUUUAAAAGAUCACUUUCCCUUUUUAUGUAAAUAUUAUUCUGGCAUAUCCCACUAAGUAAAUGUUGUUUACUGGAAAAUGUUUACUAUAUAAAAUAAACUUUCAUUUCUUGUA
This is a messenger RNA of Jaculus jaculus (lesser Egyptian jerboa), 1701 nucleotides long. It is a transcript of the gene Slc66a3, whose product is annotated as solute carrier family 66 member 3. The transcript is spliced from 7 exons. The record is from RefSeq and is a predicted model, not a curated record. Bases 31 to 639 code for a protein of 202 amino acids. NCBI's taxonomy places the organism in Eukaryota, Metazoa, Chordata, Mammalia, Rodentia, Dipodidae.